Molecule: messenger RNA, 2304 nt
Organism: Lodderomyces theae
Lineage: Eukaryota; Fungi; Ascomycota; Pichiomycetes; Serinales; Debaryomycetaceae
Gene: HCM1
Product: Hcm1p
Exons: 1
Coding region: 1-2304 (767 amino acids)
Biological process (GO): regulation of transcription by RNA polymerase II
Cellular component (GO): nucleus
Molecular function (GO): RNA polymerase II cis-regulatory region sequence-specific DNA binding; DNA-binding transcription factor activity, RNA polymerase II-specific
Source: RefSeq, a predicted model, not a curated record
AUGUCAUCUAUAUCUGCCACUGAUAAGUCAUCCGGUGAUAGACUCCCAUUGCUGGACUCUACCAACACAAACACCAAUAAUAUUACAACUAUUGCACCAGCAGCUACUACCACCACAACCACACCUUCAAAGUUGACCAGAUACCGUUCCACUUCUUCAUCUACUCACACGCCCCCUCAUACAGCAACUACAACCAGUUUCUCUUCAUCCAUCAAGACUGCGAGCCAUGGAGGAUUCGACGCAUUUGGAUUCAAUACCCCUUUACGCACAUCGUCAACAACUACACAUUUAGAUCCAAAGUCCAUUUUGUCUUCAAUAAACUACGAGCCAAAAACUUACAAUAUGCAAUCAACUUAUUUAUCACCUGCUUCUUCAUCACCACAACAUCAAGCUCAACCACAACAACACUCACCGCAAACGUUUGCAGAAGAACCAGAGAAGGAGAAAGGGUCACCGCCAAAUAAGAAAAAGAAUAGUAAUUCGUCUCCUGCCACAAAAGAGGAACAAGAAGAAGCAUCCACGAGUACUUCUUCCACUGACACUGCUUCCACAACUACCUCAAACACAAGCGUCCCCAAUAAACCAUUCAAUUUAUACUCCGAGGAGAAACCACCUUACUCAUAUGCCACUCUUAUUGGAAUUGCAAUCUUAUCUCAACCUCAAAAAAGAUUGACUUUAGCCAACAUUUAUCAAUGGAUAUCAGAUACCUUUAACUUCUACAAGAAGGAAGAAGUUGGGUGGCAAAAUUCCAUAAGGCACAACCUAUCACUCAAUAAAGCAUUUGUCAAGGCAGAAAAGUCUAGAGAUGGUAAGGGCCAUUAUUGGCGUAUUAAACCAGGGUUUGAAGAACAGUUUUUGAGAAGCAGAAGUGUGAAAAAGUCGUCUUAUCAUGAAGUUAUGGAUCAGCUCAAUUAUGCUACAAAAAUGAAUGCAGCUAUGGCAGCAGCUGCUGCUGCAGAUGAGGAUGCAAAGGCAACAACUACAACUACAACGAUUACUGAAACCGCGAAUCCUUCCGUUUCUAAUACGACCAAGGAGACCACAACUGCUCCAACUCAGACUAAGAGGAGUACCAAUGGAUCCACCUCCAUAAAAAGGAAAAGAAAACAGCCAAUUAUGUUGAUGUCAUCUCCAACCAUACCCCAAAAGAAAUUAGUUGAAGAUGACAGAGAUUUUAGUGUUUCUGAGGAUAACGACGAUGAAUACGGAGAAGAGGAUAUUACUAUAUUGGAUCCUCCUGUCAAAAAGUUCAAGUCUCAGCGGAAUAGUGAUGAUGACUCAGAAGAAGAGGAUUUGCUAUCCCAAGCAUUGACCAAACUGAAAUCAGGAAACUCCUAUCUCUCUGAGUUACCAGCAUGGGCUGCCAACACUUUAUAUUCCGAAUCACCGACUAAACUACCGCCAAUUUCUCACCUCACGAAUUCAGUAUUAUCAACGCCAAAAUCAACUCCAAAUAGCAAUUCAAACAGAAGCAACGGUAACAUUAAUGUACCCCAUUUUCACAUAACUGAAUCUCCUGAGAACCCCAUAUUUGCAGGAAAGAACUUGACAUUUACGUCAUCGUUCAGUUGCAACUCAAAUUUCGAACUUUCACCAAUGAGGACGAGUGAAACAGGACCAUUGUUGGAGCCAGUUACUCCAUCAAACAAUAACGCAAAAGGAAGUGGCUGUCAUCCACAAAUUGCACAAUUGGCUCAACUGCAACCUCUGCUGGUGCUGCUGUCGGCCCACUUGCAACACACCAACAGCAUAUUUGGAUCCACAUCAAAGCAAAUGUUUAUUUUCACAAGAACACCCAAAUCCGUAAGUACACCACUACGUAAAACUCCAACCACAAACUCCAUAAUAUCGUAUCUUGAAGAGUAUUUCAGUCCAUUAAAUGAUAACAACAACCAACUGCAACACAGUCAACCACUACUUCAUCAAUUGCCCUUUGCAAAUAACCUACACAUUCCAGCUCUGCAUCCAUUACACUAUAUACAAACGCCAACCUCGACUAAUGCAACUACAUCAUCGUCAUCCAAUGCUGGUUCAUUGUUGAUGCAACUGACCAUGCUAUCGGGCUCUGUGUCAUCGUCGACCUCCUCGACAUCAGCUUCUUCGUCGCACCUGAAAUUGAACAACGUCGUCGCCAGCAGCAGCAGCGCUAGCACUAGCACUAGCACUAGCACUAAGGACUGCGAAAAGGACGAUGGCGGAUUCACCGCUUUCCAAUCGAGUCCAUUUUUAAAACGCGGGUUUAGUGAGAGUUCGAAAAGCAGACGUUUAAUUCACGAAUUGGAAAAGUUGCAGCGUGACUCUUAG